Molecule: messenger RNA, 2928 nt
Organism: Botrytis byssoidea
Lineage: Eukaryota; Fungi; Ascomycota; Leotiomycetes; Helotiales; Sclerotiniaceae
Exons: 10
Coding region: 1-2928 (975 amino acids)
Biological process (GO): glutathione metabolic process
Cellular component (GO): cytosol
Molecular function (GO): 5-oxoprolinase (ATP-hydrolyzing) activity
Source: RefSeq, a predicted model, not a curated record
AUGCCUUCCAGAAUAUCUUCUCGUGUCAUUGGAAUUGACGUUGGAGGAACCAAUACAGAUGCAGUUAUCUUACAGAAUGAUAAUGUAUUAGCAUGGCAUAAGACACCAACAACCCCAGAUAUUCAAGAUGGUGUUGAACAAGCAAUUGCUGCUGUCAUAAAAAAUGCUCAAAUCUCGAAGGAUAGUAUAGAUUUCAUCAAGAUUGGGACGACACAAUUUGUGAAUGCAGUCCUCGAACAAAAUGCUUCUAAAUUAGAUAAAGUGGCCGUUAUAAGGUUAUGCGGUCCUUACUCGAGGGGCUCACCACCAUUCGUUGGUUUCCCUGCAUCAUUAAGGCAGUUAAUGGAAGGUCACUAUGGCUAUGUGGAUGGUGGCCUACAAGUUGACGGAACCCCGAUAUCCGAAGUAAACGUUCAACAACUCAGAGAACAAGCUUCAAUUAUCAGAUCAAGAUCAAUAUCAAGUGUUGUGGUUAUUGGAAUAUACUCUCCAUCCAACCCAGCUCAAGAGGAGUUUGCUCGACAGAUCCUCGCUGAAGAAUUAGGCUCGGAGUAUGAUAUAUCAUGUUCAUAUACCAUUGGAAGAUUAGGAUUUCUUGAGCGUGAGAAUGCUAGCAUUUUAAACGCCAGUUUGAGACGAUUUGCCCGUCAUGUCAUUGCCGGCUUUGCACAUGCGGUGCAUGACCUUAAAAACGCCAGCUUAUAUAUUACACUAAAUGAUGGAACUUUAAGUAAAGCAUCAAUAGCUGCAGAGCAUCCAGUGAGAUGCUUUUCCUCCGGUCCAACAAAUAGUGCCAGGGGCGCGGCACUUCUGGCAAAGAACGAAUGUAUGGAUCUUGAGGGCGAUAGCGAAGUUCUAGUGGUGGAUGUUGGAGGCACUACCACUGAUAUUUGCGCUCUUCUCAAAUCCGGUUACCCAAGACAAUCUGCUGCCUUUGUGAAAAUCGCAGGGGUUAGGACCAAUUUCACUAUUCCCGAUGUUUAUAGCAUUGCCUUGGGUGGAGGGUCACUCAUUCGCACAACGUCUUCAGGGAAAACAACAGUUGGUCCAGAUUCUGUUGGUCCCAAAUUAGAAAUGGAGAGUAUCGCAUUUGGUGGAAAAACUUUGACUGCUACUGAUCUUGUAUUGUCGAACGAGAGAACCGAUAUCAUUCCGGACGAACUCAGAAUCGGUGGACAUUCUGAAAUUCAACGGGCUUUGGAAGAUGCGAUUGAUCAAGUGAAAACAAAACAAGGAUAUGCUACAGUUAUUCUUGUAGGCGGAGGUAGCAUAAUUGUAGGGAAGGAUAUUGCCGGGGUAGGAGAAGUAAUCAGACCAAAAUAUUUGGAAGUCGCAAAUGCAGUUGGAGCUGCUAUUGGGAAAAUUAGCGGGCAUGUUGAUACUGUCGUUACACCCGGGGAAAGGACCAUAGAAGAAGAAAUUGAGGAGGCAAAACUACUGGCAAUUCGAAGAUGUGUCGCUGCGGGCGGCGACGAAAAAACUAUCGAAGUUGUGGAAGUCGAUACACUACCUAUUAAUUAUGUUACAAAUGGAUCUACGCAGUUGGUCGUUCGAGUGGUUGGUGAUUUACGCAAUACCGGAGAAAAAGUUCAAGAUCUUGAGACGAUGCCAAUAACGAUGUCGACAUUCAAACCUAGGAGAGCAGAUUCUGGAUAUAGUGCAAGUGGCUUGGAUAGUCCUGUGGAUACGAAAGCUUCAACCUACGAUAUUCUUGAGCAUGUUGAUCUAGAAUCCUAUCGUCCACGCAUCGAAGGUGAUAUAUGGCAUCUUUCGGAAAUCGAUCUCAAAUUCCUUAUGGAUGGUACAGGAGUAUUGGGCGUAGGGAGUUGUGGUGAACCAUAUCCAAGUUAUAUUGCUUGUUUGAUUGCUUUAGAGAGUGGUGAAGGGCUGAGGAUUCGAAGACAAGAUACUCUUCCUGAUGAUGCAUUAAUUAUGUCAGCAGGAUUUAUGGGUUCACCAACUGUAUACCUGGAACGUAUACCCGGUUUGAACGAAAUUACCGAUACAGUCAAAGCUCUUAUGUCAGCCACAGGACAUUCCUCAUUCGAUGCAACUAUACCUAACGAAAUCGGUGGGAUGAAUUCUUUUGAAGCCCUUCUCACUGGUCAUCGAUUCGGAAAACCUACUCUCGACAGCGAUUGUGUAGCACGAGCAUAUCCUAUGGUUUGGCAGACAGUCAGAUGUUUAAAUGGUGUUUCAGUUACUCCAGCUGCUGUUGCCAAUGGAUGUGGGGGAACGGAAGUUUUCGUAGAUUCAAAGGAUGCCGAAGAAGCAGAACUUCUCAUGCGGGAUGCAUGCACGAAACAAGGUUCAUUGUCAGGAAUGGUGGUCAAUCCAAUACGUGGCGAAGAAGCAAGAACACUGCCUUCGAAUAGUUAUUCAUGGGCUUGGCAAAUCGGUCGUUCAAUUGCAAUCGCUCGCUCCAAGAAAGUUGACCCGGUCAAAGAUCUCAUGCGAACACAAAAUGGCACUAAAUUAUUCACCGGUAAAGUCGUGAGUCUUACGAGAAAGGUAGCAGAAGGUUUUACUCGAGGUAGUGUCUUGUUGGAUCAAAUUACUUCUUCUACAUCAACCACCUCUACUGGUGAAAAAGUUACCUCAUCACUAUAUGUCGAAUUCGAGAACGAAAAUCUUUGCGCUAUCUUAAAGACUCCCGGGAAAAAAGAUGAGGUUUUGGCAGUGUGUCCGGAUUUAAUCGUUGUGCUGGACAUGGCAAAUGGAGCACCACUAGGAAUUUCGGAUUAUAAAUACGGACUCAGAGUAAGCGUCAUCGCAUUAAAGGCACCAGAGGUCUGGACCACAGAGGAAGGAUUGAAAAUGGGAGGACCAAGAGCUUUUGGUUUGGAUAUGGAUUAUGUUGGUGUGUGUGCGGAAAGUCAAUAUGAAGCUCCGAAAAGUGUUUGGGAACUCUUUGGGGAUAAGGUGUAA